This is a messenger RNA of Capronia epimyces CBS 606.96, 189 nucleotides long. RefSeq lists its product as uncharacterized. Lineage: Eukaryota; Fungi; Ascomycota; Eurotiomycetes; Chaetothyriales; Herpotrichiellaceae. Bases 1 to 189 code for a protein of 62 amino acids. The record is from RefSeq and is a predicted model, not a curated record. The transcript has a single exon.
AUGGUGAGCCAAGAAGGACUCUCCAGCGUCAAGCUGGACAUGUUGAGCCAAGAAGGACUCUCCAGCAUCAAGCUGGACAUGUCCUAUGACAAGCUUCGUCUCAGUGACGAUGAGCUGUUGCAGGUCAUGCUGACGACCCACGCGUUGGGCAUGACUACCUUGGUGCAUGCCGAAAAUCAUGAUGUAUGA